Messenger RNA from Symbiodinium natans, 3552 nucleotides. NCBI's taxonomy places the organism in Eukaryota, Dinophyceae, Suessiales, Symbiodiniaceae. The record is from the annotation of a GenBank genome assembly.
AUGGCUUUCCUGGGGUCUGAUGGGCAGGUCUUGCACCAGGCCACCUUGCAGAAGAUUUUCAGUGACAUCAUGACUGUCUUGCGCGAAGACAUGGAUGUCCGAGAUGCUGAGGGCAAGCCCAGGUUCGCAGAUGUGUGUGAGUACUUGGCAGCACAAUUGGAAAGCCCGCUGCAGCGGACCCAACUCAGCCAGCAGGUGCAGGACCUGGAGAAUGUGUGCCGAACCAUCCUUGGCCUGCCAGCGCAAAGCUUUUGCGACACUUGCCCAGACGUUGCAGCCCUACAGCCCUUUGAGAGGCUGCACUUGAAGGUGUGGCAGCUGGGGGCUCACGAACCAUACCACGUAAAGGGUGCCCCAGCCCUUCACGCAGUGCGGGAUAACCUCCACAAGAUGGUCAUGGGCUAUGGGAGUGAGACAGAGAAGUACCCCCUUGAGGUCUUGUUUGCGUGGCCUGGACCAUGCCAUGAUGCAGCCAAAUGCACAGCUGGAACAGCCCUACAGCCCUACAGUGUUGGAAUCACCACUGGCUCGGCAGUGACAAUGAGCUCCCAUUUGUUGUGUUUGGCAUUGUUGAAGCUGGGUUUCCUCGAUGCCUCUACAACCACAACAGCUGGACGGCAGACUACACUGCCACUGGAGCCCGAGGUGCUGAAGAACCUGGCCCAGAGAACUUUGAAGUGCAUCUGUUUCUGGGUAGCAUUUAUUGAGCUUGGUAAGUUUGUCAGCCAGGUGUGCAAUUGCGAGGUUGUGUUCGACCGCAUCGUCGCACAGAAGCUGAGUGCGGGCUCGAGGAAACUCCGGCAGGACUUGUUUGCUGAAAGCAUCAACAGGCACAACCGCGCGGCGACAGGCAAGUCACGCAUCACAGCUGAUGAGGUCGCAGCCCUUCAGGUUUACGACACAGCCCCCCCCGAGUUUCGGAGGGCACUCAAGCUCAUAUGGGGGACCGAAAUCCCAGCCAACACUGCAGUGCCACUGCAUUCCUUCUCUGUGGGAUUCUGGACACCGAAGAAGUCCCUGUCGAAUCGAAUCUCAGCCCAAACCAACCCACUUUGGCACCAGAUCGCGACGCACUCAUGGCCCAAAAUGAUGGAGGUUCUCAAGAGGAUGGAAGGGAAAUGGAACUUCAAGUGUGUCUCAUUUGAGAAUAUACGUGACGAGUUCACAAAGAAGGGGCAGGUGCCGCCAAUCAACUCCAACUUCCAUUCCCAGAUGUUCAGGGAUUCAGGCAAGGAGGCUGAGGUGACGAUGAUGGCGAGUGUGCUUGUCCACUUUGCAACAGACCUACAGACCAAACUUGGGAAGGACACCUACAACAAGGUGAUUGCAACGUGGCGCACAGGCAUGCUGGACAGCAAGCUUUUGCCUGAAGUCCAGGCAAUGCGCCCAGACUUCAAGCUUUCCGAUUUGGGGUUUCUGUUCCUGACUGACAGUGAGGAAGGCAAGUUGCCGGACACGUUUGAGCAAGACGAAGAAACACAAGCACAGAUCCACAGACUUGCAGCCCUAGUGCGUCGCUUGAAGCACGAACAGGACACCAUGCGUGCGCACAAGGCUGUUGCUCUUCGGUGUCAGACACAGCAGCUUGCGUCGGAGGGCGAGUUCCAGCGAAGCCUGUCACAGGCUGUGGAUGAAGCUUGGCAGGACCAUUCGGUCUUCUUUCAGUUCCAUGAGUGCAAGUUGCAGACUCUCCAGGCCAUCAGCACCUCAGCCCAUGCACAGAUUGCAGCCCGACAGCUCAAGGAGACAAAGGAUGUCCCAAUCCUCAGCAUCCUGAACCUGCCAAUGCUUGGCAGCACCUGUUCGUCAUAUGUGGACAAGCUCACAGACCAUGUCGCCACAGAGCUGACAGGCAUGGCCAGCCGUAUGAUGUACAUCGUCAUCCCUCCGAACCAGCCUGAGCUUGGGUCUGGCAAGCUGACCAAGUUGGCUCGUGAGAAGAAUGUGCUUCAGCACCAGGAGAAGUGGAAGACAGCCCUUGAAACCAACAAGACGAUUUCUCUUCAUCACGCCCGCGCUGUUUACGACCAGCAAAGCAUGUACUCAGACGACCGUGCACUUGGGUUCGAGAUUUGGCUCGUUGUCGCAGAGAGUGUGGAAGCAGACCUACAGACCCAGAAUGUCUUCGGCAGCUCUGUUCUCAUGAAGAGGAAGGCUCUACCUGGUCUUGUAGAAGUGCUUCAUCGUUCCAGCAUGGCGAACUUCACAAAGCCCCACACUUUUGCUGAAGCACGAGACACACAGAGGGAUCUAGAUGUCGAGCGAAAGCAGCAUUUCAGUGGGCAGGCCUUCUUGUCACAGUUGAUCUCCACAGCCCUGCAGACCAGCAGACUUGGAGCCAAGAACACCGUGAUGAUCAGGGAUGAGACAAUGUAUGAUGCUGAGCUUGCCCGAGCUGUCAUGAGCAUCAACAGCAAGGCAGCUGGGAUGCCGCAGCUCGCCUACAUUGGUAUGUCUUGGGCGUCUUCAAGCAAGCAGACCAUCACGGAGAAUGUGAAGUCCAGCCUCGUAGAAGUGAUGAAGGGUGCGAUUUCGCGCAAUGAGUACGCCUUGGCAAAGAUUCCUGCUGCACUUCUGACCAGCAAUGCCCAGAAGACGAAAACAGUUGUGCCUGCCCUGGACUUGUCUCAGUUCACUGUGACUGCACCCCAGACCAACUUGGAACUUCGAUGGCUUCAGUCGACAUUGGAUGAGGGUGAGCUGUGUGGUUCAGUGAUGCUCCCUACCAGUGAGGUGUGGGGUGGCUUGGGCUGGAAGGACAUCAAGAAAAAGCACGAUGAUGAGUUCAAUCCGACAGGUAUGCUGGCCCGAAAGCGUGCAGCUGACAGUCCUGCAGACUCGCUGCUCGGAACCAAUUUGCAGACCGACAGACCGAAAGCCCAGCUGACCAGUGACAUGUCGAUGGAUAAUGUCAAGGACAUGGGUCGUUGGCAACCCCGCGGAGUUUCGGGCUACGAGUUCUUCGUGAACAAGCAGGGUGACCUCUACGUGCAUGGCCUUGUGGACAGUGAGCUCCCAGAUGCACUGUUCCCAUUGUAUGGCUUCUUCAAGACUGGAGCUGAGGCAGCAAACCUUCUCGAGUCAGAGAACCCAUUGGUUGUGAAGUACAGUCUGUCCGCAGAGUCAGAGAUCCUUGUGCAGGCUAAAGCUGGUAGCAACUUGCCCCCAUGCCUCUCAGGCUUUCAGACCUGCAGAGCUCCGGUUGCUGAGGUGUUGCAGGCCAUGACUGGAGCAGGAAUCGCAAACCCAAGCAUCCACCUCCACAAGGUGGACCUGGUGUCUCAGGGUGCUGAGAUGAAGUGGCAGGUGACCACCACUGAGAAGGCAUGCCUGAAGGCUUCUGUUGAGGAGCCGAGUGAGAAUGCUGGCACAUUCCCACCGACUGAGAUGAGCCGCUUGUCUGUGUAUGUCGACCUGUCAAAGUUGAGCAAGAUUUUCUUCGUCUUCAAGUUGGAGUAUGAUCCUGAGGCCAACAAAUUCAAAGGUAUGCUCCCAUGGGGGUGCUUAAAGCAGCCCUCGAGACUGGGCAAAGAUGUGGUUUCCAAGCUGUGA